GAGGGGGAGAGAAAGAAAAAGAGAGAAAAGAGGAUUAUUAGUGCAGGCGUGCAGAGGAUAUUUAGCCUGCGUAUCGUAUACGAGUGUAUCUACACGAAACCGGCGCGUGUUUCAUCGUAAAGCAGCAUAUAACUUUCAAUACGGAUCUCUACACGAAUUGAGUGCACCGCUCGGUUGAUUAGAGACAACUCGAAAGAUUCAGCCGAGCAAAGGGGGAUCCUCUGAACAUGUCGCUGCUCAGCGUAACGGUGAAGAAGGCGCGGUUCAUCUGCGAGGAUGCGGAUCAGUUCAACUCCUACGUAACGUUAAAGCUGCAAAACGUGAAGUCAACGACAGUUACUGUGAAAGGGGCCAAUCCAUGCUGGGAACAAGAUUUUCUCUUCGAAACGAAUGACAUGAAUGCCGGGCUCGUGGUGGAGGUAUGGUGCAAAGGAUUCUUGUGGGACCGCUUUCUGGGCUACUACUACAUUCCACUAUCAGAGGUGUCCUACAUGAACGAGGAGACUACCGGACAGUGGGUCAGUCUCGGCCUGGAAUUGGAGCAAAGGGGCAACGAGAUCGUCGGCACGAAGAAACCGACGGGCCACUCGCUUCUGAUCGACUGCCGGCUGGAGCUGCCAUAUGACGCCGAGAACGCGGAUGCGGCCGAUCUGCAGAGGAAGCUGGAAAUGCUGAACAACAUGAUGGACCAGGAGGCGCGGGCCGAACAGGCACGAAGGCAGAUAUUGUACAAUAUAGGCCACUCGGGAUACUCGGAGGACUCUGACUACACGUCGGAUUUGAAUUAUCCAGUAGGUGGGCAGGGUGCGAACAGCUCGGCCUCGCAGUUUCGUACGGCGGCUAACCAGUUGGCUACACCUCAAAGGUCCCUCGAAACGUCGAGAGAAAAUAGUUACGAGAGAGAUGAUCAUCAGAUUCCAGUCACCGUCGGAGGAAGGUUGGCACCUAGUAAUUACGGAAGUUACGGAGGGCCAGGCCACAGUCCGAGGUACGACGAGCCAUAUCCAGAGGAUGGUCUACCGCAGCGGUACUUGCAGACCCAGCAGCAUCCUUCAGAGUCUUCCGAGCCACUCUUCUAUAACAGUAGACCGAAGCACUACAAGGAAUACAGACGACGGAAGCACACGUGGGAUUACGAGGACAGCCAAGACGGCUGGUACAGCGAGGGUACAUAUGAUUAUCAUGGCACGAGGAUCGAUGAUACGAGAAUUUAUAGCGAUACUGAAUACUAUUCAAACAACACGACGACUACUACAAGAAGAUCGAAAGGAAAAGCCAUUCCGUACAGAAGACCGUCUUUGGAGAGACAGAUGACUCUAUACGACGAUCAUUCGUAUUACGCUGAUGGAUAUAGCAGCGAUGGUAGAGUGGGUAAAAUGAGCGCCACGUAUCCGGAAUGUGAGACAGAUAUUAGGUAUAACGAAUACUACGACACCAUAACGGGAUACGUCUAUCAGGAUGAGAGAUAUGGUCAGGAUGACGAGGACAGGCAAUGGGACAGUGGAGGGAAACGAUUCUUGGGAACAAAUACAUAUUAUGAAAAUAAACGAAACAGAAAGACGCUUCCGCAAAGGCCGGCUUCGAGCAUCGGUAUACACCGGCCGGAUUACAGACCCACUGUUACCAGACAGCGUAGUUACGAAUCGGAAGAGCUCGAUUAUAACGGAUAUAAUACUCGUCGCCGGAAGAUCUUGCAGCCGCAACAACGUCCGAUGUCGCGGCAG
This is a messenger RNA of Trachymyrmex cornetzi, 1724 nucleotides long. RefSeq names its product phorbol ester/diacylglycerol-binding protein unc-13-like. The record is from RefSeq and is a predicted model, not a curated record. The transcript has 13 exons. Gene Ontology annotation, molecular function: syntaxin-1 binding; calmodulin binding; diacylglycerol binding. Gene Ontology annotation, cellular component: plasma membrane. Gene Ontology annotation, biological process: chemical synaptic transmission. Lineage: Eukaryota; Metazoa; Arthropoda; Insecta; Hymenoptera; Formicidae. The annotation marks the transcript as partial.